AUGAUCAAUGAAGGCAUCAGCAAUCUGUACAGACUACUUGAAGGUGGUAACGAGAUCGAUGGUGCUGUCAAACCCAAGCCUGGCAACGCGUAUGCUGACGAAAACAAUUGGGUCAAAAAUGUCAUCUUUGGUGAGCCUUGUGUCAUCGUCCAGCCCGACUACUCCAAUGUUCGUUCUGUCAAGUUUCGCAUGUGGAUGAAGUCGGGUAAAGCACAGAUCAGGCGUUUCAUCAAGAUAGAUGACGACACGGGCGAGCCCAUCACUGAGAAACUGCUCCUUGAAAUUGAAGAUUGGCAUGUCACAGUUCCAAUUGACGUUGGGUUCGUGGCGUUGGACAAGAAGACACCUCGCGGCAAGGCGGUUCUUGAUCGCAGUGCCGCGAAGGGAAAGCCUGACCAUUCUAUAAUGGAGUUCCUGUUGGAUCUGGAGAGCAUGGCUUGGGGCGAUGGGUCUUGGGAGUUUGGUGACUGGGGGGAGAAUGACUGGAUGAUAGACCAGGAUGGCAAGCAACAACGCCCACCUGGAUGGAAGCUUGGGGCACCUCGAAGCUAUACUGAUCUGCACCCCGACUUUCAAAGGACCUUGGAAUUUUGUUUCGGAAAGAUCUCACGUAACCUGAUGCAUUCGAAUUUGCUAUCGAUGGGCUUCGCAGUCAUCGCCCCCAAAGCUAGCAAGCGCGCCACGUUCGAAGUAAACAAUGUCCGUUACAUGACCUAUCCUUGGACGGAUCCUGAGACCAAAAUCAGUGCUCCACCGGGUCUCAGCGGUAACGGCCGGUUGAACUACCUACUCUAUCUCGAGACUGUGGGGCAAAACACGCCGCCUCCGGACUCGAAACGAGGUGCGGUUCUUGAUACACGUAUGGGUAACUGGACAGACGGCCGAAAGCCUGGGACGGACUCGCCGUCCAAGUUCGGGACCUUUGUCCUGUCUUGCGCCAACUUCAUGGAAUCUUUCGUCAAUCCAAGGCUUUCAGCGAUCAAUCGCAUCAUGUCUAUGAACAUAGACCAGGUUACGUGCUGGGCAGACUACCAUUUCUUGAGUUACGACUGGGAAGUUACUGCUACAUAUGGCGUCGGACACGAAGACACCAGCAAGGAUUCGACCACGUAUACUUUGAAGCAACAAGAGUUCUCCGUCGGCAACGACUGGCCACAAAGUGCCAAAGACUUCUUUGAUGCCUAUACGGGUGCGCCUGGUAAAGGCUCUAAAGUCUGGAGAUACCAGGACACGCAAUGGCGUAAGGAUGCACUACACGUGUACACCCACAAGGGAACAGUGGAAAUCUGGAUGGGUGGAGAUACCAUGACUCUCACUAGGGCCUACACAACGGCUGGCUCGAACACUAUUGUGUACGAAGGCCGUCAAUGGACCAGAUUUGAGUUCACAAUCGACCCUAGCGCACUCGACCCCAAUAUUAACAAGAAGAUUAUAGCUGAAACCAAAUGGGCAGUCAAAUUCCAGAUGCAAGAGGUUACCGAUGGUGGUUUGCAAUUCCAGGUGGACAUUGACCACCCAACCACAAGCUUCCAGGGAAACUAUGAGUAUCUGUCAGACUUCAGGCGGGGCUUCGAGGAAGGUUACGAGGCCGCGGGCAGAAACUUCGAGUGGUAUAUCAACUCGAUCCGCAACUGCCUACAAGGACAGGAAAGAUUCACGCUCCCGGUGUCCGGUGUUUUCUUCUUCAAGGACCCCGUCAUGAAUGCGCAAGGCGAUCUGGUCUGCAGUUUGCAAUACAACGGUAAUCCCCAACUCGGUAAACCUAUCAACAAUUAUACCAACAUUGUCCGUGCUUCCAUUCCUCGAGGGGACUUUAUUAGUUUGCCAGGUAAAAGUAAGACUAGUAUAGGGGAUUCGCAACAGUCAUCUAAGUAA
Molecule: messenger RNA, 1875 nt
Organism: Fusarium odoratissimum NRRL 54006
Lineage: Eukaryota; Fungi; Ascomycota; Sordariomycetes; Hypocreales; Nectriaceae
Exons: 6
Coding region: 1-1875 (624 amino acids)
Source: RefSeq, a predicted model, not a curated record